UUCAGUAGCGUUUUGCUGCUCGGGACGUGAACAUCGCCGCUCUCCUUUCUCUUGUCUCUCUCUCUCUCUCUGUAUAUAUAUAUAUAUUGCCCUCUGCACGAGAUAUAAUCUUGUCUGGAGAAUCAUCUGCGCGCCGGAGAUUUCGACUUUUGAUGUGGUCGCUUUUCAAAAAACGCCCCACUCUCCGCUCCAACGCCGGUUUUCUGAAACCUCUUGGCAUGUGAGCAAACUCUGGCAAUGAAACUCGUCGUCUGAUGGUUGGCAUCGGCUGCUGUGGCACACGGACGUUACCGGAGCACCUGCACUGAACAAGAUCAACCUCUCGCUAGGACAAGACCGACUACAUUCCUGAAGACCCCAAAGGUCCAGGAUGGGGAGUGCCACCCGUGCAUCCGGCCUUCUGGUCGUCAUUCUGCUCCACGUGGCGGGUUGUGGCAAAAGCUGGGCAGACCCCCUUGUGAAUAUGCGCAAGGUGACGCAUCAGGUGAUCCACGAGAAGCUGGCCGGCACCACCUUCCUUCCGUGUGUGUUUACUCUGCGCCCUAGCCCCUCCCAUGAGCCGCCCCGCAUCAAAUGGACCAAACUCUGGGGGCAGGGAGGCCCAGAUGGGAUGCGGAGGGAGCAGUCAGUGCUGGUGGCCAAGGACAACAUCAUCAAGGUGAAGAAGGCUUUUCAGGGCCGCGUCACCCUGCCUGGAUACCCAGAUAACCGCUACAAUGCCACUUUGGCCCUGACUGGUCUACGGUCUAGUGACUCGGGCAUGUACCGCUGUGAAGUGGUAGUUGGAAUUAAUGACGAACAGGACACAGUGCCCCUAGUGGUCUCAGGUGUUGUGUUUCACUACCGCGCAGCCCACGACCGUUACGCCCUGUCCUUUACGGAGGCCAAGCGCGUUUGUCUAGAAAAUUCCGCAGUCAUCGCCACGCCCGCUCAGCUGCAAGCCACCUUCGACGACGGCUACGACAACUGUGACGCGGGCUGGCUGUCCGAUCAAACCGUCAGGUAUCCAAUUCAGUCACCAAGGCCAGGUUGCUAUGGGGACAGAGAGGAUUCACCUGGUGUGAGGAAUUACGGUAGCAGGGCCCCAGACGAUCUGUUUGAUGUCUACUGCUACGCCGAGGAACUGAAGGGCGAGGUUUUCCAUGUCACCGUGCCCGAGAAGCUGAGCCUGGCCAAGGCCUCCAUACACUGCCACUCCCUGGGCGGUCAGCUGGCCACCGCGGGGCAGCUUUACCUGGCCUGGCAGUCGGGCCUGGACCGCUGCGACCCCGGCUGGCUGGCAGACGGCAGCGUGCGCUACCCCAUCAACCAGCCCCGCCGGAACUGCGGGGGGGACGAGCCGGGGGUGCGCACCGUCUACCUGAACCCCAACCGCACCGGCUUCCCGGACACGAUGACCUCCUUCGACGCUUACUGCUACAGAGAGACAGCAGCAGAAAAUCCAUCAGGACAAGCUGUGGGGCUUCUUCACUCCAGGACACCUUCUGUGAAUGACUCCACGGGAGCCGGGCAGAGCUUCCUGAGCUCUCAGCUAAGCGUGGCCUCAAACCAGCCCAGGCCCGAGCCUUCCACCUGGACUGGCUUGGUGGACCUGGACAAAGAAGGGACGGACUCCAUUAUGGGCAACGAGUCUGAGAUUUCAGAGGAACACGUGGUGAUCCAUCUCAGGUCGGAGCAGUCUCCCCUCGACUGGGCCGAGCAGCUGGGUGCAGAGGUACAGGCUCCCCAGGAGGUACUGGCUCCAAAAAUCACGACAGUCCUGCUACCUUCAGCACUGGAGAGCCUGGACACCCACGGAGGCUCUGCCAGGGAGGAGGAAGUAGAUGAAGAUCCUGAUGUGCGUUCAGAUUCAUCACUCCCACCGAUCUUCUCUACUCCCACCCCUACAGUCAAGACCCAGACCAGCAGCACUCUGAUUUCGAAUAUCAUGGGCUCCUUCAUAAGGCCCUGGAGGUAUCUGACGGGGUCUUCUGAGUCAGAAUCACUAUCCACACAGGCAACCCCGAGCACAGAGAGCCUAUUGGAGAACCAGGAACUGACAGAGUCGGGAAGGGGAACUCCACCAGGAGCGAAGGAUGAAUAUAGCAAAAGUAGCCACAAAAAUGCUAUAUUGGAGAGUUUCGGGGAACAGGAAUCACGCAGAGUCUCAGAAGGCUACGCAGCGGACUUAGAUGAGGAACUCUCUCAGUGGGAGAGGGAAAUCACCUCUGAGCCAAAGCACGGUGAUGCAGCUACAAAGACGAGUUGGAUGAAUCUGACUGGAAUCCCUACUGAGACUCCGGAAGCGCUCGAGACGGUCUCCUCAGGUGGAGUAAUUGUAUCAGAGCAUGCAGAGGUCACGAAUAUGACUGAAUCAUCUGACUUCUCUGGUCCUGGGAGUGUGCCAGUGUCGACCACUUCGCCAGGCAGCUAUGAUGCACCGAUACUUGACUCCACAACGGGAUGCGCACAAUGUUCUCAGGAAGGCCUUGUGGCAACCUCACUAACAACACAGAGCGAGGAGUACUUGGCAAUGACUCCAGCCAUGGGCAGCAUUCCUCAGACCAAUGCCCCAGUAGACUCCACAGUGGAUAUGUCAACAGAGCUGCCCAGACUAAUGGAAAACUUAUCUGAACCUCAUGACCAGGAUAAUGCUGCAGAGGAACUCCCUAAAUCUUUGGAGGCCAGGGCUGAAGCUGUUGAACUCUUGGUUUUACCCUCCUCUAAAGACAUCCCAGAUAAUUUCUCUGGAGAGGGGAAAGAUCAAGAAGAAGAGGUUGCCUACCCGCUUCCCAAAGAGCCUUUUCCAAAUGAUGCAUCACCUCAACCAGCCUCAGAAAGCUUCACCUCAGAAGUCGAGCAUGAGGCUGAAGGAAGUGGGAUGGGCCACGAGAUCAUCAUUGGAUCAAGCUCUGACAGUCACAUUGUCUCUGAAAACCCCUCAAAUCAUUCUCCUUCUUUACCGCCCACUUCUGCACCAACUGGCAGCCAGACAAUUAACCAGUACACCACCAUCAGGCAGUGGGAGAUGGAAGAUCAGCCAACCACAUCACCUCACGUUAGCACUAACUCCACUAACCCACAGCAACACGUAAUUGAAGAGGUUGCCACAGAGAUAAGAGAAGAGAUUCUUUUUACUAGUCUGCCUUCUAGCAACCCAGAAAGCACCACUUCCAGCAGAGACAGUAUGAAUGAAUAUGAAAAGCCCGUGGACAUGUCAACAACAUCGGAUGCGUGGUUAACCACAGAGGUUCCUGUCACAGGGCUUCUCUCCACCAACAGGAUACCAACAGAAAAUUUACUGACAAAUGAAUCAAAAGAUGGUGUGACUGAAGUUCCUUCAGAGAAUGAUACCGAGUCAAUUGCAGAUCUCAAUAGCUCCUACUCAUUGGUAGCAACGGAGAAGGUAACCUUUGGUACCGAAGACCUCCAGCAUUAUGUCUCAGAGGUGCUUUUAGGUUUUGAGAAGUCCGAUUCUGGCACUACCUCAGAGGAACCAACCAUAUUGACACCAAGUCUCAGGGAAAUUGCCCACAAUGCAGAGUCUCAAUCCACAGAGUUGUUGGCUGUCGUGAUGCAGACCGGGGCGACUCCAGCCCCAGAAAUCAGUUUGCCUACUGACAGAACUCACCUUCUGACUGUCAGAGUUCAGUUCCCCAGCAACACAGGAGUUGAGGACUGGCCCAGUUCUGAACUCAGCUUGGAUAACGAAACUAAGACCACCGCAGCUGAGGACAACCCCUGCCAGACCAACCCCUGUCUUCAUGGAGGGAGCUGCCUGCCUGAAGGGAAGGGCUACAGCUGCUACUGCCCGCAGGGAUACUCCGGGGAGAGCUGCGAGAUCGAUAUCGACGACUGUCAAUCAAAUCCAUGUCAGAACGGAGGCACCUGCAUCGACGAGAUUGACUCCUUCGUCUGCUUGUGCCUGCCUAGUUACGGAGGGGCCACGUGUGAGAAAGACACAGAGGGCUGCGAACACAACUGGAGGAAGUUUCACGGCCACUGUUACCGUGCCUUCAGCCACCGGCACACCUGGGAGGAUGCCGAAAAGGACUGCCGGGAACACCGCGGCCAUCUGGUCAGCAUCCACUCAUCGGAAGAGCAGGACUUCGUCAAUGACCUGAGCCACGAGAACACCUGGAUUGGCCUGAAUGACCGCACCGUGGAGGACGACUUCCAGUGGACGGACAACAUGGCUCUGCAAUACGAGAACUGGAGGGAGAACCAGCCGGACAACUUCUUUGCGGGUGGCGAGGACUGCGUGGUGAUGAUCGCCCACGAAAAUGGGAAGUGGAACGACGUGCCCUGUAACUACAACCUGCCCUAUAUCUGCAAGAAGGGCACAGUGCUGUGCGGAGCGCCUCCUACUGUGGACAAUGCAUUCCUGAUUGGCCGGAAGCGGCCCCACUACGACAUCCACUCGGUGGUGCGUUACCAGUGCGCCGACGGCUUCCUCCAGCGCCACGUGCCCACGGCCAAGUGCCGCGCCAAUGGGAAGUGGGACCGGCCCAAGAUCAUCUGCACGAAGCCUCGGCGAUCCCACCGCUACCGGCGCCAUCACCACAAGUCCCGGCACGAGCGGCGGAAGCACAGGAAGCAUGGCGCCGGCGGUCACCACGGUGACGAGGACGGCCGCGGUCACUAUUAAACGGAAGUGCCCCGCCGCCUGCCGCGCUGGCCCAGAGCCCCAGCUUCUCCCCCUCCCCACCCUGGCCCCGCCUCUCGGGGUCAAGCUGCCACUUCAGCUCGACCGGGAGGCUUGAGAGGGGACCGCCAGGCCUGCAGGGGACUAUAGCAAGCCUUUCCUCCGCCCUCAUCCUCAUUUUUCCCUUCCCCAUUCCGUCUCAGACUUUAAAGAAUCCGUCCCCUUUACCCUCUCGAUUAUUCCAGAUCGUUCCUCCCUUUUUCUAAGGCCACUGUUCGUCUUUAAUAUUCAUUUUACGGUAGAGGAUGGAAUUUAGUAAACAGCUAGUUGUAAAUACUGUAUCCUUCUCAGAGGUGCAGCAUUCAGGUCCAGUAAGUAUAAAUCCAGACCAAGGUUUUGUUCCAACCAACCAGUUAAAUACCCUACGAAUGUGACUCUUUAGGCUCAGCUGGUUGGUUGAAACGAAACCUUGGUCUGGAUUUGUACUUCCGGGACCUGAACUUUCCACCCCUGAUAUUUCUUCACAUGUGCAGAGUGUCAGGCCAGAGAGCUGAGGCAGGCGUGCGUUUGCACGCUCGUGGCCCUUUAGCACUGACUUAAUUUCUUUCUGGACAUCGGUGUGGCCCUUAAAGUGACGGUUUUUGCUUUGCUUAUUUUAAAGAUGGACGUCUCAUCGCGAUUCAACCCAGAGGGUGUUUUUUUUUUGUAUCUCAUAUCGCUUUUAAACCUCCCCUGUUCUCUUCAAGAAGAGUAGUCGUACAUACUAGAUCUCUCUCAGUUCGCUGCUGUAUCUUUGCAUCACAAAGCGUAAUACUCAGACACCAGUAAGAAUGUGGAUUAGUGAAAGUAUCCAGUCUGAGAUCUUUAACAGCAGCGUCGGGUCUAUUCGCUUGGGUUCGGCUAUGGGAAUGAAGCGAUCUCAUGCAUGGGAGACCUUUCACCGCGGCCCCGCUGAGGACCCCAUGGAAGGUGAAGGCAGUGUGGAGCAGAAGGAUGAAGGGUGGAACAGUGUGAGGCAUCACAGAGAGGGCAGCUGGGGGGGGGAAUGGGCACAUGUAUCUGAGACGUGGUGGGGGCCAUGGUCUGAAGCUCUACAGAAGGGCUUGACCGCUUUGGACAAGUAAAGUACGCAUGGAUAGAGGGAGCUUCAGGUUCUGCGUAACCUCUCCAUGAAACCUGCCUUCCUGACAUCAAGCCGGAAUUACCGGUUCAGCCCCUUUCCAAGCCAUCCAGGGUCUUUCUGCUGCCUCUGUGCCUCAUGGAAUAAUGGGGAAUCAGGCUGAACGUCUGCACAGUCAAUCUUAAUACAGCCCGUUCAAUAAUUUAUACGCUGUAUCUCUGCAGCAUCUGUCACUCAGAGCAAUAAGAGGCUGUUUCUACCUGCAUUUCUGAUAUUUGUAUUUCCCAGAUUUUAUAUAGUGACAUCACAAUGGCCGCAGCGUGAUUGAUUCCUGCGGGGUACAAUUCAGCCGGCAGGCUUAGGUUCCACCUGUCAGUCAUCAGCACGGAAACGCUGCCACUGAAAAGAAUUAGCCAGAAGGCGAAUCGGGGGGGACUUACAGGGGCUCUGCAGCCAGACCAGAGAGCGAUCGAUCAAAUUUGGGUGCAAAUUUGGCGCGGAUCUUCAUAGCCAGAUUGUUGGCAGAUGACUCUGAGACGCAUCGUUGCUAUUAAAAGUGACUCAGCGUCCCUUAUGUGCUCCCCCCUCACACCCACCCUCCCACCACAGGCAUUUUCAGACUCCCCAGUUGAGGUCUCAAAAGGCAGACAAGCGGCCUCAGACGAGACAGUCUGAUUGCACACUCUGAUUAUGAAGAUGAAGCACUAAAUAGGAGCUGCUCUUAGCCCCGGGGCGAGACUUCAAAAGCCAGCUGCGGCUUUCCUAGCGGCAUGGCUUUCAUCCCGCUUUGCGCCGCCCGCUCGCCGCGCCGCCAUUCACAGUUCGUUCACGAGCCGCGAGAGAGCCAGCUCCUUAACGAGUCUGCUUUGACGCUCACCACUGUCUUCAUCCCUUCCUUUAUCGGCCGUGAGUGUCUCAGAUGUGUCGCCGGGGCGUGUGUUUUAGUGGUAAGACUGGAUUUACAGCACAGCUCCGUCGCAAGCGUAAUUACCGCCAGCGAUGGGCGAGAGCUGUUGGCCUAAUAUGAUCCUAUAGGGGUUGAUCCCUGCCCACACCAUCGUAAAAAUAAAAGAUUAAUGUUCGGAAGCAGAAGAUGAAGGAGACUUUUGGCCUGCUGUCAGCGCUAGUAGGCGACACAGGUGUGGGAAAAUAGGACAGGGAUGUGGCAAGUAGUCACGAGAGCCCGGCGAGACACCAUUCCCUCUGUUUAAUAUAGGCUUUUCACGAGUACCGUAGAUCCAUCAAUGACUACAGCAGAGCUCCUUGGUUUUUUCUGGGUUAUGAACGUGGCAGGACCCGAUGAGCACGGCUCCCAUGUGAGCUAACAGCUAAGCUAGCGGCAGGCUGAGCUGUGUCACCUGCCACUGCAGCAGCGAUCGGCAUCCCCAACAGCCCCC
Molecule: messenger RNA, 7141 nt
Organism: Brienomyrus brachyistius
Lineage: Eukaryota; Metazoa; Chordata; Actinopteri; Osteoglossiformes; Mormyridae
Product: neurocan core protein-like
Exons: 15
Coding region: 371-4627 (1418 amino acids)
Biological process (GO): cell adhesion
Molecular function (GO): calcium ion binding; hyaluronic acid binding
Source: RefSeq, a predicted model, not a curated record